This is a messenger RNA of Cladocopium goreaui, 1953 nucleotides long. NCBI's taxonomy places the organism in Eukaryota, Dinophyceae, Suessiales, Symbiodiniaceae. The record is from the annotation of a GenBank genome assembly.
AUGGACAUUGAGCGCCGUGCAGCGCAGCUUGGCAGGGUAGCAAGUCCCAUCCCAGGGGAUGGUUGGUGCCUGCUGCAUGCUGUGGCUUGGUAUACCAAACUGACGAGCAAUUCCUGGAAUGUCGAAAUGGCAGCAGGAACAUAUUUGCUAGCCUUGGAAUGGUUGACAGGGCAAUUGACUGGUCCGCGGGCGGAAGCCAUCGCGUUCGCUUGCAUGCCCGAACGCGUGGCCGAACUGGAGUUGCAUCGGGAGUUUUUGCAACGUCGUGGCAUUGUCGUCACCCCCGACAUGCCGCAAUGCCAAAUAGUUUUAUGGAGCAAGAUUAUGGCCGUUGCUGGCAAGCCAAGGAUGCUAGAUUCAUACCACCACGGAACCAGUGUGGAACUUUGGGCUUUGUCCAACCUGUAUGGUUUCGACGCGCUGAUUUGGAGCACGCAACCAAACCAGAACCUUUGGAUCCGUGCAUCGACGUUGGAACACGUGGAUGAUGCCCAAGCGCAGGAACUGGUAGAAGCACAGCCCGAGAUGUUGCAAGUGAUCCACCAGCAAAUGGGGCACACCGGGCACUAUGGGCUUUUGCGGACAGAACGCAAAAGAUGUAUCAUGCCCGGCGCCGAGGCAUGCGACAGUGGACGUGUUUGGAUUGCGCCAACACGUGUUCAUCGUGUCAUGCGCCGUUGGCCAGAACGGCUAAUCGGGGCACAUGGUGUGCAGAGUGCGCAUACCCGCCGUGCGACGGUUGUGGGAGGGUGCGUCCUAAGGAACGCCGAUACCAUGCCAAACACACGCCUGCCUGGAAGUGCCCGGCCUGCAGUGGAAAGCAGUGCGGAAAGUGCGGGCAAAGUCUGGGCGCAAAAGUUCGGGUUGGAGCUUGGUGUCCUACGUGCGCGUUCCCACCCUGCGCUGCCGGGUGUGGCAAACCACGUGCUUCGCGUCGGCCACAGUACCACGCCAAGCGCAUGCCAGAGUGGUUCUGCCCAGACUGCAACUACCAAAAGGCACCUGACUGUGAAUAGGACCAAUACCGAAAGUGCCAAGCGACCUUUGGAAGCGGCGCUGUUGGGUGACGGAGGCCCCAAAGAGGCUGCCUUAAAUUUAAAGCAGCCUUCACAGAGCGUUGCGCAGCGUCGCUCAGUGCCAGAUCCGCUAGCCGUCGCAGAGCGACAAGCCGCUGUGGCAAGGCAACCCGCAGGGGUGAACAACGCAAGCGCGCAGAGGACACGCCAACCCACGACAACGCAAGCGCACAGAGGUAUGGCAUGGGUAGGUAUGGAAUGGGUGGGUUGGGGUAGGUCAGUGGUGGUUUGUGCUUUGGGGUAUCCCCAGUCCUCAGCAAUCAAAGUAGAUUGUUCCCCGCCAUUGCCCAUGAUGCUCUUCACCACCCUCCUGUUGAGCGCCUUUGCCGCUGGCUACCAUUUGCCUGAGCCUCCCAAUUGCAGUGAAGAAGAACUCAUGAACGGCUACAAUCACACUCUUCGUGGCGGGUGGAUGGACCUCAGUAUGUAUACCAGAUGGCCACGCGACCUCAACCAUCACCAGGACCCUAGAAUCAACUUCGCUUCAGCGGCAGGCAUUUGCACGGAAAAAAAUCUGGCCAAUGCAUCAGGAAAUGAAUCACUCUUCUGUAUCAGCACCCCGCUUCCUUUCUUCAGCCAGUGCCUCCGUGUCAAGAAAUCGAUCCCUUUGAACGUGACCAAUGUGACCAAUGUUCUUUCGUCCUGCCACGACUUUGAAUCCAUUGGAACGGACGUCCUGAACGAGGCGAAGUUUCCUUUCGAGAGUCGCUUCUGCCACAAGUCCCUGCAUGGUGACCUCACGAGGCUCCUUUUAGUGGGCACUCGUCAAGGUGCGGAGCGAUGGAUUGUGGAGACUUGCCAUUGGAUGAAAGCAAGGAUGUGCCACAACCCUGAGAUGAUGAUCUUUCGGAAUUUCGUACCGGGACCAGGAUACUAG